AAAAGUGAGUAAGGGGAGAAGCUCGUAGGCGACAGUCACUUUUCAAACCAGUCUGCAGGUGGUAGACUAUCUCUCAUCGAAUAUUUUUUAUUUUUUUUUGCAUGAUGUAACAAAGAUUGUUUUCUCAACGAAAAUAAAGUAAUUGUAAGGGAAUAGCACGGUGGCGUAGCCAGUUUAUUUUCAAUGUAGCUGGACACGGAAUAGUUGCUCUGUUGACUCUGUAGCCAGCCUAUAUUUUACACGCAGCUCUCCAUUUUUCAAAGGAUAAUGAUGGACUUCAAAUGGACACUAAUGAGUAAUUAAAUGCUAUGAAAAUAGGGGUGCCUAUUCAGUUGAAGUAUUUCUCAUUCAUUCAUACGCGUUUGGCGCUAUAAUUAUGGAUAAUUUUUUCAGGAGAAAGAGGAUAUUGAAAACUCUCCUGAGCUUGUCUCUCGUUUUUGCGUCUUUAGUGAUGAUUUCAAAGUUCAAGCUUGUGGAUAACAGCAUCAAGGACGAUAUGGAGGUUAAAAGCAUGGGACACGCCGGUUGGUGUGGACCUGAGUGUGAUUUAUACAAAGGAAAACGCAUAUUGAAAAGCAGUUUGGGAAACUACUCGCCGCCAGUUAUUGGUGAUGAUUUGGAUGCGCCACGGAUGACCGUCUCCAACACUACUGCUUCUACUUGGGAUGUACACGUUAUGAACUGCAGUGAAGAUUCAGCCGUAAGGGAAAACGAUUGGUUUCGACGUUUGGACACGAGGUUCCACCAGUUUGUGUUGCAUAGACAUUGUCGAUAUUUCCCAAUGUUGAUAAACCAUCCGGAUAAGUGCAGGAAUGGAGACGUGCACUUGCUUAUGGUGGUGAAAUCCGUUAUAGAACAGCACGAUAGGCGAGAGGCAGUGCGCAAUACCUGGGGUAGGGAACAAACUAUUGAUGGUAAGAGAAUAAAAACGCUGUUUCUCCUUGGAAGCGCUACAAAUGGCAAAGACACUAAAAACCUUCAAAAGUUGAUUGAGUAUGAGGACAUGAUAUAUGGAGACAUUCUCCAAUGGGAUUUUAUGGACACAUUUUUCAACCUCACCUUGAAAGAGGUAAAUUUUCUGAAAUGGUUUGAUAUUCACUGCUGCAGUGCCAAGUUUAUAUUCAAAGGGGAUGAUGACGUUUUCGUGAAUACAAAUAACUUGCUGGAACUUAUUCGUUUCAAGACUGAGGACCGCAAAGUUGUAAAUGUAUUUGUUGGGGACACCAUCUCCAAAGCCAUCCCCAUCAGAAACCGCCAGAGUAAAUACUACAUCCCCAAAGAGCUGUUUGACAGACCGUACCCACCUUAUGUUGGUGGUGGUGGGUUUUUAAUGUCCUCACAAUUAGCUCGGAGACUGUUCGUGGUUUCAGAGGACUUGGAGCUCUAUCCGAUUGAUGAUGUCUUUUUGGGAAUGUGCCUCCAGAAGCUUCACUUGGCACCUGAGAUGCACCCGGGAUUUAGGACCUUUGGCAUCAUGAAACGCAGAGUGAGCCCAAUGAACAGCGAACCGUGCUUUUUCAAAAACCUAAUCGUAGUCCAUAAACUGAGCCCUCAGGAGCUACUCAUGAUGUGGAGCGUAGUAGAAAAUAAGGAGCUGGUUUGCGCCAAAAGGACUGCACCAUGAGUGUCAACCUACAGCUCAAAAGGACUCAAAGGUUAUGCAGAAAUAUUGUAAGAUUUUAUAAUUGAAUUGUAAUAUUUGUAUGUAGGCCUAGUAGGGCACUAAAAAUAUCCAACUAAGAAAGAAUGUGAGAACAAUCAUGCAGUGAUUUUUUUUAAACAAAUGUUUAUGAAUGACAUUCUUUCAUUCUCACCUCCCUGUUUGUAAUGUUUUUUCUAAUGUAGAUGGGUAGACCCAAAUCCCAACAGGAAAACCAAAAAAGUAAAUGCACAUUCCUUAGGUCUACAAGAUGAACCACUUUUUCAGCCAAAUCUGUAAAUAAAUGGCAGCCUUUGACACUGAAAAACCCUUUUCAUGCUACAGUUUUAGUGCUUUUGAGAUGAUGGAUGUGUUUGUAACACUGAAAAGGUGGAGAUUACAUGAAAAUAGAAUUAGGUACAAAAUCUAUAACACAUUGAAUUAUAUUUUAAGAGUCAAAACUUGUUUUUGGUUUGAUGUUUGUAACAGAUUCAAUAAAUAUGUAUUUGUUA
Oncorhynchus mykiss (rainbow trout) is the source of this 2151-nucleotide messenger RNA. RefSeq names its product UDP-GlcNAc:betaGal beta-1,3-N-acetylglucosaminyltransferase 7. The record is from RefSeq and is a predicted model, not a curated record. Gene Ontology annotation, molecular function: UDP-glycosyltransferase activity; hexosyltransferase activity. Lineage: Eukaryota; Metazoa; Chordata; Actinopteri; Salmoniformes; Salmonidae. Gene Ontology annotation, biological process: poly-N-acetyllactosamine biosynthetic process; protein O-linked glycosylation. Gene Ontology annotation, cellular component: Golgi membrane.